GUAAACACGCGACGACGCGACAUCAUUUCGUAAGAUGGACGCGCACGAGACGUACAGAAAAGAUUGGGAGGAUUUGGAUGUGACCAAGCAAGAGCUGAAGACGUUAACAGAAUGCUUGAAGAAGGAGGAAUUUCGCAAAUUGCUGGUCGAAUAUGCGGAAGAGGUGACCGAUCCGGAGAAUAGGAAGAUCUACGAGAAAGAGAUAACGCAGUUAGAAAAAGAACGGAACGUCGACAUUACGUUUGUUCGCCUCGAUCCUGGUUACGUCAUAAAAACUAGUGUAAACGGAGACACGAAGUGUUUUGUGAAUAUUUGCAAGAGUGAUGUCGUUGAGAAACUGAGCAGUCAACCUGUCUUCGAACAAGGUCAUCGAAAUUUACAAUGGUCUAUCCCUCACAUCCUUAUACCGCCUCGAGACGAACUCGAUAAGAAAAAUGUACGUUGCCUGGUCUUCGACGUGAUGUUCCAUCCCGAUGCAAUUUACUUAGCGUCGAGAAACGCCGGAUUUCGCGAUACUAUCAACGUCACGGCCAUUGAUAGCAUAGAAAGCAAGUUCAAGAUGAAAUUGGAUAGGAAAAACCUCAGAUUCCCAAACAUCAAGUACAAGGGUGUACCUCUUUCAGCAGUUAUAAGAAAGCCUUCCAAGGAACCACCGAAAGAGAAAUUGGAUAUGGAGCCCGAGAUAUACCAGAAAUUGAUGGCAGAUUAUGAUAGGAAAAGAGAACAACAAUAUAACCGUGUACAGAAGAAGCCAACACGUGCAUCACCGCCUGUUAAAUAUUACCAAGAUAAAGUGAAUGCAAAUGAAGACACAAAUAGCAAAUAUGUUACACCUAAGUUUUCCAUAAAACAUCAGUCUGACAUAGAACUGGAAGAUUUUAGUACUAGUAAAACAGCAAAAAUGAAUGCCACUGUACCUAAAAGAUUAAUCAUAGGCAUAGAUUUACCAUUACUGAAAACUACAGAUGAUGCUGUCUUAGAUGUACAGGAACGGUACCUUACCUUAAAGAGUGAAAAGCCAGCAAAGUAUUUAUUAGAACUUCCAUUGCCCUAUCACGUGGAUGCUGACAGGGGUAAUGCUAAGUUUGAUCCGAAAUACAAGAAACUAGUGGUAACACUACCAGUCAUACCACCAACGGUACUUGUAUCAGAUACUAGAGAGGACAGUGGUGUUGAUAGCGACUCUGGUAGUCCUGUACCACUGUUACACGAAGAUUCACUUAGCAGUGGUUGCUCGAAUGACUGCAUGCCAAAGUUAAUAGAAGAAUGUGAAACAGCGCUCACAGUUGCAACAACAGAACAUGAAAAUGAAAAUUUCAAAGAGUGUAGCGAUACAGCAUUAUGGACUAAUAGUAUAGAGAACACGAAUGCAUUUAUGGAUUCCAGCAUUAUAUAUUCACUGCCACCAUUUACUUGUAAUAUAUAUGAUAAUCAAUUAGCAAUCACUGUAAAUGUGAAAAAUGUGAAUCCAGAUUCCAUAUCCCAUAGAAUUUUGCAAAACAAUUCAGGAUUACACAUUUUACUAGCAUCUAUAGGCGCGGGUUUUUUCCCGCAACAUUUUUCGCUAUGUUUAGAAAUUAACGAAGAUUCUAUAAAUCCCGAUUCUUUUACGAGCGAACCAUGGGAUAAUAACGUUGUCUUUACGGUCGUGUUAAAGAACCCUGAUAAUUUAGCGCGAUAUUAUGUCGGAGUUAACGAAGAGUUCAUGGAAGAAAAAAAUUUUCCUACAGCUGUAUCUUUCAAGAACCAGCUGAAAGAAUUAACGGCCAUGGAAGACGCAGAAUCGGAAAAGGACCGAACAAUUAACGUACUAACUGAGGAUGAUGGUGUUGUUAUAAAUAUUACCCCGAAUCAACUAGAUUCCGACAAUGAAGUUAAACAUGAAUUUGAAAGAUCAACGCAACAGCAAGAGAGUCAACAACAAUAUGGCGGAACAGAGAAUAGAUCUGUUUCAGAAUGCAUCACAGAUAAAACGACUGACAGAACUUCAGGUACAUUUUUGAAAGGUAUACUGAAGUCACGUCGAACUCAUGAUUUUUCGCGUUCAGUAUCCGGAUCCAGUACCGACGAAUACGAAAUCCCAUCGUCCAUCGAUUGUCAGUAUGAUUCCGCACUAGAUUUAAAUUCCGAAUCGGAUUGGCGAAGCUUAAAGAAAAAAGUACGGUUCAACGCGUUAGUGAGCCGACAGAUAUUUAGGCCUGAGAUCAGCAUUCUUGGUCACAGUAAAAAGCAUCAACGUAAGUUAACAACUAGGCUAGUGGACAAGUAGAAUCUAUUAGAAGUUGAUGCCCAACCUUAACGAGAAAAGGAACGACGACUGAAGCUGGUAGAGAGGAAACCAAAGCGCGCAUCGACACCUACUGUUCGUCAUAAAGAUACGUCAAAUAAAAAUGUAGAAACAAAUAACAAAUACGUUACAUCUAAAUUCUCUAUAAAAUAUCAUUCCGAUAUGGAGAUGGAAGACUUUCGUACUAAUAUCGAAGCUACGAAAAUGAAUACGGGAGAACCUAAAAGGAUAAUCGUCACGAUUGAUCUACCCCUACUAAAAACUGCCACUGAUGUUUCCUUGGAUGUGCAAGAACGGUACCUUAUACUGAAGAGCGAAGAGCCUGCGAAAUAUUUAUUGGAACUUCCUUUAUCGUUCUGUGUACACGCGUCAAGUGGUAGUUCCACGUUUGAUACAAAAUACAAGAAACUCGUUGUAACGCUACUAAUCAUUCAAUCAGCGGCGCCAACAUCAGACACUAAAGAGGACAGCGGAGUUGAUAGCGACCAUGAUAAUCAUGUACCGGUGUUACGUGAAGAGUCGAUAGAAGAUUCUCUCAGAAAAAGUCAGGCAAGUGACCUCACGUCGGAGUUAGACGACGGGUGCGAAACAGUGCUUGAAGCUACAAAAAUAGAGAAUGAAAGUGAAAGUUCGGAAGAGUGUAGUGAUAUGGUACUCAAUGAACCAGAAUAUGAGCAUAUGCGGACUAAUAGUGUAGACAACAUUGAUACAUUUAUGGAUUCCAGCAUUAAAUAUUCACUUCCAUCGUUUUCUUGUAUUAUAUACGAAACAUUUAGCGAUCAUUAUACGUGUAAAAAAACUUGGAUUCAAGUUCUAUUCGCCAUAGAAUUUUACAAAAUAAUUUAGGAAUACACAUUUUGUUAACAUCUGUCUGUGCAGAAUUCUGUUAGCAAUACUAUCUUUUAUGUCUAAAAAUACAUGAUGAUAGCGUGGUUUCCGAUUCCCUCGUGAUCGAAUCUUGGGAUGAUAUUGUUACAUUUAAAAUCAUGUUAAACAAUGCCGAAAAUUUCUUACGAUAUUAUGUCGAAAUAAACGAAGAGUUCGUGAAAGAAAAGGUUUAUCAAAGACUCAAAAGAACUAACGGUAAACAUAUUAGACGUUUAAGAUAUUUGAGGCUUUCACGAUCUGGUUCUUCAUGGUUGAUACUAACUAAAGCUUCCGGGUACAAGUCGUGUACUUUGAACAAGUUACUCCGACGUUUCGCUAGCAUUAAUUUAGGGAUUGAAUGACACUGAUAUUGGUGUGUCGUUCGUUGUGUAGUUUAGGUCUUUUUAAUGUAUUCAUGCUCAUGUUAUGGUUCAUUGACUACUAAUUACCGAGCCCAUAGCGCGGUUACCAAAACAAGUUGUUAUGAUUGCUCGGCUGAACAUUAAAAAAUAUACCUUAAAGAGACCCAAACCAUACGACGCAUGCCAAUAUUAGCGUGUCAUUUGUCCCCCGAAAUAGCUAGUCGUAAUUUUAUCUAAAGAACACGUCUUACACCUGGGAGCCUCGGUUAGUAUCAAUCAUUUUAUGCGAUUACAUCGAUUAGUAAUUGUUUUAUAUUUUAUUAUUUUGUGCAGGAUACGAAUGACCCAGAAUUGGAAAAGAAUCAAACAAGCGAUGCGCUGUCAGAGGAUGAUGGUGUUGAUAUAAAUCAUAAUCCACAUCAUUCAAAUUCUGAUGCAAAAGGUCUAGGAUAAUAAUGGCAACAAUAAAUUUUACAAAUUACGCUACGUUUCGGAAUUAUUUAAUUUAUUCGAUUCUGCAGAUCUGAUGUUGGUCGAGAGAGUACACUUGUCAUUCGCCAACGUAGAGUAACGAUUAUGUCGGUUGGAUUUUAGAAAAUGCGGUACUCUCCGAUCGAGCUGAUUUUUUAACCGACUUCGAAAAGGAGGAGGUUACUCAAUUCGACAUGUAUAUUUUUUUUUUUUAUCAUAGAUAGCCCUUGACCUGGCGAUUACAAUAGUGGUCAUCUUGACCCUUAAUUCCUGCCCUCCUCCUCCUCAGGGGUCAAAAACUGUGAAAUGGUUCAAAAAGUGUUUCUUUUGCACCGACCGCGGUGAUUACGUCGUUUUCAAAUUUUUGUUUACUUGGAGGAACAUCAUAGCAUCAGGCGCGAAAUCUACUGUCCGGGUAGGUUUGGUGUAGUUUUUUUGGGGAGGGGGGGGGGGCAAUGUUGAAUACAAUUAAUGUACAUACUGUCUGAGUAGAUUUGGAGUAGUUUUUUGUGGGUGCGGCCAUAUUGAAUACCGUUAAUGUACAUACUGUCUACACGGGAAUGUCUGAGUAGGUUUAGGGUAAUUUUUGGUGGGGACGGCAAUAUCGAAUACCGUUAUGGUAUGUACUGUCUACACGGAGGUUAAGCGGGGGAAAGAGUCUUACACCUUCCGUCUCAUUCCCCGCAGACUCCGUGGGGAGAGGGGGGAGUUAAGGGUCAAGGUAACCACAAUUGUAAUCGCCAGGUCAAAGGCUACCUAUGAUACAAAAAAUCGGCCCGAUCCCAUGGGGUACACCAUUUUCUCGAACUCAACCAUUGUGUCUCGGACUGUAAAACCUAUGAUAACUGUGAGAGAAAAUAGUCCUAGAUAGUAUCCUUUAGUAAUAAUUGUUUAGUGUAAUGAUUUUAAAACGUCGAUUUAUUCCACUACAUUCUAUCUUCUAUAUUCAUAAAUAUAAACUUCUUAUAAAUGAAUUUUUACAAACAUUUUAUUGAGAGUCUUUGACUUAUUUAUACGCAAUGCACUUAAUAAACGUAUCCUUACAGUAAGCGGCACUUGUAUAGUCUAACCACAUUUCACGAUGAUAAAACGGCAUGUCCUCAUUCUAGGAUAAACGCGCACUUGUUUUUCUAGCAGAUCGUUUGAUAUAUCAAUGUGCACGCGCAACGCGGUAUUAGCGUGUUUUAUGGAAAAGAAAGAGACAAAUAAAAUGUACAAAUCGUAACGUUUUAAUUUAUUUUUAAUUGU
Molecule: messenger RNA, 5235 nt
Organism: Hylaeus anthracinus
Lineage: Eukaryota; Metazoa; Arthropoda; Insecta; Hymenoptera; Colletidae
Gene: Nop17l
Product: protein kintoun
Exons: 4
Coding region: 35-2269 (744 amino acids)
Biological process (GO): axonemal dynein complex assembly
Cellular component (GO): cytoplasm
Source: RefSeq, a predicted model, not a curated record